CCUCUGCAGCAUACAGCCUGUCUAUGGAGCCCAGCACCCCCCCUUGGACCCCCGGCUCACCAAGAGCUUCAUUAAGGAACGCUCCAAGGGCAACGUGCUGCUCAUGAAGAAUAAAAAGGCCUCUAGCUUUCACGAGUUUGCCCGUAACACCAGUGAUGCCUGGGACAUCGGCGAUGACGAAGACGAGGAGUUUUCCUCUUUCCAGACCCUGAACUCAAAAGUGGCCAAGGCCACGGCCGCCCAGGUGCUGGAGAACCACAGCAAGCUGCGCGUGAAACCCGAGCGGGCCCAGCCUGCUCUCAGUGACAUGCCAACCAACUGCAAAAUCAUCAAGUCCAGCAGCGAGGCCCAGCUGGCCAGAGCGCCGGAGGAUGCCUGCGUGCGGAGCGCCCUCCACAAGCAGCAGUCCCUCCCGCUCCGCCCCAUCAUUCCGCUUGUCGCCCGCAUCUCCGACCAGAAUGCCUCGGGGGCCCCCCCAAUGACCGUGCGGGAGAAAACGCGCCUGGAGAAGUUCCGGCAGCUCCUCUCCAGCCACAACACGGAUCUGGAUGAGCUGAGGAAGUGCAGCUGGCCUGGCGUGCCCAGAGAGGUCCGGCCCGUGACGUGGCGACUCCUGUCGGGCUAUCUCCCGGCGAACAAGGAGCGGAGGAAGCUGACUCUGCAGCGCAAGCGGGAGGAGUAUUUUGGCUUCAUUGAGCAGUAUUACGAUUCCAGGAAUGAAGAGCAUCAUCAGGACACCUAUCGGCAGAGCGUUGAUGUGAGCUCCUCUUCUGACGGAACAAAUCGCCAUGCUCCGGGACAUGCCCUGGGCCUCCAGAAUACGUGCGCGAAGGCGGAGAGCUACAGUGGUGCAGCUCGCCAGGCGCUGCGCUGCGGGAAACGUGCCUGCACGGACAAGGCCUGGCUUGUCCUCUUACUGCAAAGCUUCUGGGGCCCUCUGAUCUUUGAGAGAAUUCUGUUUAUCUGGGCCAUCCGACACCCAGCCAGUGGCUACGUCCAGGGAAUUAAUGACCUGGUCACGCCGUUCUUUGUCGUGUUCCUCUCCGAAUAUAUCUUUGAGAGAAUUCUGUUUAUCUGGGCCAUCCGACACCCAGCCAGUGGCUACGUCCAGGGAAUUAAUGACCUGGUCACGCCGUUCUUUGUCGUGUUCCUCUCCGAAUAUGUUGAAGAGGACGUGGAGAACUUCGACGUGACAAACCUGUCUCAGGAUGUGCUGCGGAGCAUCGAAGCAGACAGCUUCUGGUGCAUGAGCAAACUCCUGGAUGGCAUCCAGGACAACUACACCUUUGCACAGCCAGGGAUCCAGAAGAAGGUCAAAGCCCUGGAGGAGCUAGUCAGCCGGAUCGAUGAGCAGGUACACAAUCACUUCAGGAAGUACGAGGUCGAAUACCUGCAGUUUGCCUUUCGCUGGAUGAACAAUCUGCUCAUGAGGGAGCUUCCGCUGCGCUGCACCAUCCGCCUAUGGGACACCUACCAGUCGGAGCCAGAAGGAUUCUCCCAUUUCCACCUGUACGUCUGUGCCGCCUUCCUGAUCAAGUGGCGGAAAGAGAUCCUGGAUGAGGAGGAUUUCCAGGGUCUUCUCAUGUUGUUACAAAACCUACCCACAAUACACUGGGGCAACGAAGAGAUUGGACUGCUCCUGGCUGAAGCCUACAGACUCAAGUACAUGUUUGCAGAGGGGCCAGGACUCGGCCUCCCCGCCCCGGCCUGAUCUAAUCACUGUGGCAUUUCAUCCUCGAAGUCCUUGGACACGCCGGCCAGGAGCCACUCCUAGCUGGGCAAAGCUCACAUCGACUUUUGUCGUAGACUUGUACAUGUGCCUGCCUGCCACUCCACGCGUGGAUGUGCCACUCAAACAACCAUCAGUAUUCCAUGCCGCCUAUGGCCCAAGGCGGGGGAAGGAGGCAGACAGUGGCAGCUUCUGAGCCGACAAUGGAGCCUCUGGAUGCCCCUGCAGGCCUGGCUUGGCUCUCAUCAGCCAUCUUAGCCUUGCUGCCUUGCGUUAACCCACCCAGGCACACAUGCUCCCAGCUGGGUUCGUUUUCCCUUCAGACACAGACGAAAAUGCCUUACAGAGACCAGCCCGGUGGAACCCUUUCUGAGGGCGGCAGUGCAGUAGGAUGCAAAAAGCUCUCAGGGCCUUGCUUCACUCUAAGUGUCUGAGGAAGGGCAGCAUU
Messenger RNA from Pelodiscus sinensis (Chinese soft-shelled turtle), 2177 nucleotides. The record is from RefSeq and is a predicted model, not a curated record. NCBI's taxonomy places the organism in Eukaryota, Metazoa, Chordata, Testudines, Trionychidae.